AUGUGGCAGCUACCACCACUCGACUUUCUCCUGCCCUUUCACCACGACGCCAUGCCACCGCAGGAAUAUUUUGUACCAGACUUGGGAUUCUCUCCCACACCGUCCGAUUCGUCCACCAUCUCUGGAGACUCGGAACCAUCACCUGCCCCAGAAUUUACGCACGUUGUGUGCAAUGCACCUCUAGUGGCGCCCGUGCCACUUCCGUACCAUUCACCUACCUUCCUCCGGUAUGAAGACCUCCCCGACGAAGACGAGGAUCUCUCGCACCCACCCUACACUCGCCGGCCGCAGAAGCGGAAGCGUGAGGAUGCCGGAGUUGACUUACAGGAUUCUGUCCCUCCGACGAAGCGGCGAUCGAUAGUCGCCGACUUUUCUCGCCUGCAGUGUGGGUCACGACAUCCUCUCGCGCGCAACGUUCAGGUGCGCGGACCGCCUGCAAGCGGCUUGCGGCAGGGCAGACCACGGUAG
Molecule: messenger RNA, 468 nt
Organism: Sparassis crispa
Lineage: Eukaryota; Fungi; Basidiomycota; Agaricomycetes; Polyporales; Sparassidaceae
Exons: 2
Coding region: 1-468 (155 amino acids)
Source: RefSeq, a predicted model, not a curated record